AGUUUCUCCUACAAGCGCUGCGAUGUUGCUCCCGGAAGUGGCGGUGCUGUCGGUAGUUCUGGGACAAGAGAUGAGCGACCCUUGCCCUAGAGCGGCUUUCGGUUGCUGAGGCUGCGGAGCGGCCUAGAGCGGGAGGGCCCUUAUGCGGGGUUGGUGCCUCAGGGAAUCCCUUGGGAAAGCCGAGGGGCCUACGGCGGAGCUGCCCUAGGAGGCUGCAGGCCCUACGGCGCGCUUAACACAUAAGGCGGCCUCCUCGCAGAGCUGCACUAGGAGGCCCGACGUUCCCUGAGGUGCAUCAGGAGGCCCAUCGGGAAAGGCCGCAGCCCCGCGGGAGAGAGAAGGAGCCUGCAGGAGUUUUCCGUCUCCUCCCCCGGGCGGGAGGCAAAGUGAUUAGAGCGAUGGAUUCCUGGGUGCGAUUCAGUGCCCAAAGUCAAGCAAAAGAGCGGGUGUUCAGGGCUGCCCAGUAUGCCUGCACUCUACUUGGCUACACACUGCAGAAGAAUGGAGCCAGUCCUGAUUUCCUUGCGAGGAUCAAGCAGUUAGAGGCUCACCUGAGCUUGGGACGCAAACUAUUCCGGCUUGGGAAUUCUAGUGAUGCCCUGGAAGCAGCCAAACGGGCUAUUCACCUGUCGGACAUGGUCCUUCGGUUCUGCAUCACUGUGAGCCACCUGAACAGAGCCAUGUACUUUGCCUGUGACAAUAUCCUAUGGGCUGGGAAAUCUGGCCUCGUCUCACACAUGGACCAGGAGAAAUGGAGCCAGAGAUCAUUCAGGUACUACCUCUUUGCACUGAUAAUGAACCUGAGCCGGGAUGCCUACGAAAUCCUGCUGCUGAUGGAGCGCGAGGCAAACGGGAAGUGCCAAAAGGGGGGCGGGGACAACAGCAGCGCUUCCAGAGAAGACGGCAAGCUCCAGCAGCUGGCCUUGAGGCUGAAGCUGCAGCUCCGCCUCCUGGCACAUGUGCUGAGGAACAACCCACCCCUCCUCCUGGACCUGAUGAAAAACGCCUGUGACAUUUUCAUCCCACUGGACAGGCUGGGUCUGUACAAGACCAGCCCGGGUUUUGUGGGGCUCUGUGGCCUGACGUCUUCUAUCCUCUCCAUCCUCACUAUUGUCCACCCUUGGCUGAAGCUGAAACCUUAAGAACGUGUCGGAGGGGGUAAGGAUUGUCUGGCUUCUGCAGAGACAGCAGAGUUCUUCGCAGCGUUCUUCUUCAGCAAGUGACCAUGCUGAUGAGCUGAUGGGAUUACUCAGCCUGUAGCUAUUGUGGUGGCUGCAUUUCCUUGGAACGUGGCAGGUCUCAGGCCUGUUCUCCUGAACCUUCUGUUUUGCACUCUUAAGUGGCGACCCAGAGCUUCGUCGCCAGAUGUCUUGAAACGCCAUACCACAGCCUGCCUAUGAAGAUUCUGUCCUGUGCAUCCUCCCCCUCCCCCUUUAUGGCUCCAAAAUGGCUCUUCUUACUCCACAGUAGCCUUUUCCCCAAAUCCUCCUUUCCCAUGGGUCAGCCUCACACACCCUGUGGGAAUGUAUCCCUCAUUUCUGGGCAACCAAAUGAAGGAGGUGGCUAGAACAAGAGGUCUUGUCCUGAGUCUCCAUGUCCAGCUGGCAGAAGGUGGAUGUAACAAGAUGCUCUGGAACAAGCCUCACUGGACAGUAGGCCUGCUGCAUCCCUUGUUGCCUUGGCAACCAUACAGGGUGGGCCUAGGCCUUGUGGUAUUCUCUGUCCUCUGCUUGCUGUUUUGGAGACUGUGAUGAGGAACAGCCAUGGAGGUGGGGCUUCACUGGAACUGAAGGUUAAGCAGAUGCUUAAUAAGCUAGGCUGAUCUGUUCCUCAGAAAGAAAGCCAUGGCUUGAUAGGGCAAAGCCCUGACGUAUCUGGUGUUCCACGAGAUGCUUGCAGUUUCUCAUCUAUGCCUUCAUUUUCUACUCUCUUCAUUCUUUCAUUCCUUUUUCACUCUUGAGCGUAACCGUUUCCCUACCAUCUACCCACCUGCUCACCCUUUUUUUCCUUUUAUCUUUGCAAUCUUGUCUUUGAGCCAAAUGUCUGGAGCUAAAUGUAACUAUUUCCUCUCCACCCCACCUCUGAUUACUUUUUAAAAAUAGUUUGAUGGCUUGCUUUGGUGCCCACCCACCCCACUAAGUUCUGAGCCAGGGAGUGCUGCUGUUUUUCCUGCACCAUGGGGUUUCCACACAGAAUGUGAUUUCACACUCCAAAAUCUUGAGCUGGGAGAGGGGUUGUGUUUUAGGAGAGGCUUAGCCGUCAUUGCUUUGCAUCAUCCAGGUCCAACUCCAAAGAGGGCUCCUGUCACAUGGCAGAAUUUUGCCACAGGCAACUUCUCGCUUUGCAGAGCUCCGGUGAUAGGAGAAGCUGACCCUGUUUCAGUGUCGCUUGUAAAGGAGACCCAGGAACCCUUUUGGUCUUGGUAAUUUUAUUUAUUCUAAUACCUUAUACCUCUUUCCCCUUAUUUUUAGGCUUGCACAACAGGCAGGCUGAAGUUCAACAUGUGCACUGGUCUCUCUUCACAGUCUCUGUACUGGGAACAGCUGUCACCUGUCUUCGGUGCAGCAGCUGAAGAUGCAUAACUUUUGGGGCUGUUCCCUUUUGGGAGUUCGGGCAGGUGCUUGGCACGACUGAUGACUGUAUUUUAAAAAAAUGGGCUGCAUAUUGAGAGCUAAUGUUUUGAGAGGAAGGUUCUGAUUAGCUUCUCCCUGAUGAACUAGUUUUCUUUGGGCAGGGAAUAUUUUUUGAAUGGAGGGCUGUGAGCAGCAGUGCAGCCUGGCACCCCACUGAGAACUCUGCCAGGGGAGAAAAACUGGUCCCCCUCCUUCCCUUUCCUUUCUGGGCUUCUAGCAGUCCUAACCAGAGUUCAUCCCUUCUGAGACUAUUAUUUUCAAUUGGCUUUGAAGGUUCUGCUUAGGGUUGCUCUGCCAGUCUCUUGCAUGGCGAGUUUUUAGCUUCUUCCCCAAAUCCCAUCUCUGUUCUCCUUCCUCCUGCCUGCUAAUCUCCCUCGCCCCUUCGACUUCUGCCACCAUUCAUCUCCUGUAUUCUUAACUCCGCUCUGACAUUUUGUGUGACUGAGUACCUUAACUGAAAAAGACUGUGCCCUCUUCUUUAAACCAUUGGUUCUACUUUGGAACUCCCCCUGCACCUGUACUCCCCUUGUAAGAUUACUAAAUAAACACAGUUGAUCCUUUUGAUCCAACCUAUUC
Molecule: messenger RNA, 3209 nt
Organism: Heteronotia binoei (common prickly gecko)
Lineage: Eukaryota; Metazoa; Chordata; Lepidosauria; Squamata; Gekkonidae
Gene: PEX11B
Product: peroxisomal biogenesis factor 11 beta
Exons: 4
Coding region: 399-1142 (247 amino acids)
Biological process (GO): peroxisome fission; regulation of peroxisome size
Cellular component (GO): peroxisomal membrane
Source: RefSeq, a predicted model, not a curated record